AUGGAUUACGAGACGCUCAAGGAGCAAUGGAGCGAGGUCGAGGACCGCGAUGGUGUCCGUCUGAGCUGGAAUGUGUUUCCCAGCUCCCGUAUGGAAGCCUCUAGACUCGUCGUGCCUAUCGGCGCUCUCUAUACCCCGUUAAAGGAGAAGCCCGAUACUCCUCUCCUCCAUUUCGAGCCCGUUACCUGCAAACAGCCCUGUCGCUCUGUAUUGAACCCGUUCUGUCAAGUCGAUGUUCGUGCCAGAGUUUGGAUCUGUCCUUUCUGCCUCUCGAGAAAUCAGCUUCCACCUCACUACAAGGACAUAACUGCAAACGCUAUCCCCCCCGAACUUCACCCUGCGAACACCACGAUAGAAUAUCGCCUCUCACGACCUGCGCCUGCUCCCCCGAUCUUUCUCUAUGUCGUCGAUAUGUGCCAGGAGGCCGACAGCCUCGCCUCUCUGAAAGAAUCGCUUGUGAUGAGUCUGAGUCUGCUUCCCGAGAACGCCCUUGUUGGCCUCAUCACUUAUGGCACAAUGGCUCAUGUCCACGAGAUUGGCUACGAGGAAUGCGCCAAGUCCUAUGUUUUCCGAGGUAGCAAGGAAUAUGCUGCGAAACAAGUCCAGGAGAUGCUUGGUCUGUCAUCCUCCGGCGUACGACCCGGCAUGCAACCUCAGCCUGGUCGCCCAUUCCCCGCCGGCCCGGCAUCUCGCUUCCUCCUCCCUGUCCAGCAGGCCGAGUUCCAGCUGACCAAAGCUCUCGAAUCCCUCCAAAAGGAUCCCUGGCCAGUUGCGAAUGACAGACGUAACCUUCGAUGCACCGGAGUCGCCCUCAGCGUUGCCGUCGGUCUUUUGGAGUCAUCUUUCCAGAAUGCAGGUGGGCGCAUCAUGCUAUUUGCCGGAGGCCCUGCUACUGAAGGCCCUGGCAUGGUCGUGGGACCCGAGUUGAGAGAGCCUAUACGAUCCCACCAUGAUAUUGAUCGAGACAACGUUAAGUAUUACAAAAAGGCUCUGAAGUUUUACGAAAACUUGGCCAAGCGAACGGCGCACAAUGGUCACAUCGUUGACAUUUUUGCUGGUUGUCUGGAUCAGGUCGGUCUCCUCGAAAUGAAGGGCCUAUGCAAUUCAACCGGUGGUCAUAUGAUUUUGACUGAUAGCUUCACUUCUUCCAUGUUCAAGCAAUCCUUUGUGCGAAUCUUUGAGAAGGAUGGCGAUGAUAAUCUACUCAUGGGCUUCAACGCAGUGUUGGAGGUUCUGACCACAAAGGAACUGAAGGUCACAGGUCUCAUUGGACACGCAGUCUCUCUCAACAAGAAGUCGAUCUCUGUGGGCGAGACUGAAUGUGGGAUUGGCAACACAUGUUCUUGGAAGAUGUGCGGUAUCGACCCCAAAUCGAGCUACGGUAUCUACUUUGAGAUUGCCGGCCAAGGUCCUGCCACACAUCAACAAGCACCGCAGAAGGGCAUGAUGCAGUUCCUUACGUACUAUCAGCACUCCUCGGGCCAGUUCCACCUCCGCGUCACGACUGUCGCCCGCAACCUUAGUAGCCCUGCUGGGGACCCAGCAAUCGCGCAGUCCUUCGACCAAGAGGCCGCCGCUGUCCUUAUGUCACGAAUUGCUGUGUUCAAGGCCGAGGUCGAUGAUGGCCCUGAUGUCCUACGCUGGGUUGACAGAAUGUUGAUUCGUCUAUGCUCCAGAUUCGCGGACUACAGGAAAGAUGAUCCUUCAUCCUUCCGACUGGAGAAGAACUUCACGUUAUACCCUCAAUUCAUGUUCCAUCUCAGACGAAGCCAGUUCCUGCAGGUUUUCAACAACUCUCCAGAUGAAACAGCCUUUUACCGCCACGUGCUCAACCAUGAAGACGUUAGCAACUCACUCGUGAUGAUUCAGCCGACCCUGGACUCCUACACCUUCGACCAGGAUGGCGGCCAGCCCGUUCUCUUGGACUCGGCCUCUAUCCAACCAACUCACAUUCUACUUCUAGAUACUUUCUUCCACAUUCUCAUCUUCCACGGUGAAACGAUCGCAGAGUGGAGAAAGGCUGGUUACCAAGAUCAAGAAGGUUAUGAGAACUUUGCUGGUUUGUUGGAACAACCCAAGGAGGACGCUCGCGAUCUCAUCACUGACCGCUUUCCUCUUCCUCGAUUUAUUGUUUGCGAUGCUGGCGGCUCGCAGGCUCGAUUCCUCCUGUCCAAGCUUAACCCAUCUACUACACACACCACUGGUCCAUAUGGUGGUGUAGGAGCCACCACUGCUCAGACAAUUUUCACAGACGACGUAUCUCUGCAGACCUUCAUGGACCACUUGAUGAAGCUUGCUGGCAAGUGGGUCCCACAUCUUGCAUUUAGUUUUGAUAUUUCGCGACAACUUCAAGUUUUCUUUUCGAUCAACCUGCCUGUUCAUUACUUCCGGCACGCAAACCUCGAGCCUCUGCCGACCUUUCACGACACAAAAAUGCCUCCCAAGUUCGAUCCCAAUGAGGUCAAGGUGAUCCACCUCCGCGCCACUGGUGGUGAGGUCGGUGCCUCCUCUGCUCUCGCGCCUAAGAUCGGUCCUCUUGGUCUGUCCCCCAAGAAGGUCGGAGAAGACAUUGCCAAGGCCACUGGCGACUGGAAAGGCUUGCGCGUGACUGUCAAGCUCACCAUCCAGAACCGUCAGGCCGCCGUGUCGGUUGUGCCCACCGCUUCCUCCUUGAUCAUCAAGGCUCUCAAGGAGCCUCCUCGUGAUCGCAAGAAGGAGAAGAACAUCAAGCACAACAAGUCUGUCAGCCUUGACGAGAUCAUCGAGAUCGCCCGCACCAUGCGAUACAAGUCUUUCGCCAAGGAGCUCUCUGGUACUGUUAAGGAGAUUCUCGGAACCGCCUACAGUGUUGGCUGCCAGGUCGAUGGCAAGCCUCCCCAGGCUAUUAUUGAGGCUAUUGACAGCGGAGACAUCGACAUCCCUGAGGAGUAA
Messenger RNA from Fusarium tjaetaba, 2931 nucleotides. Its product is annotated as transporter SEC23. The transcript has 12 exons. Gene Ontology annotation, biological process: endoplasmic reticulum to Golgi vesicle-mediated transport; intracellular protein transport; COPII-coated vesicle budding. Gene Ontology annotation, cellular component: endoplasmic reticulum exit site; ribosome; COPII vesicle coat. Gene Ontology annotation, molecular function: zinc ion binding; structural constituent of ribosome; GTPase activator activity. The coding region runs from base 1 to 2931 and encodes 976 amino acids. Lineage: Eukaryota; Fungi; Ascomycota; Sordariomycetes; Hypocreales; Nectriaceae. The record is from RefSeq and is a predicted model, not a curated record.